Aspergillus caelatus is the source of this 1797-nucleotide messenger RNA. RefSeq names its product putative neutral amino acid permease. Gene Ontology annotation, cellular component: vacuolar membrane. The coding region runs from base 379 to 1731 and encodes 450 amino acids. NCBI's taxonomy places the organism in Eukaryota, Fungi, Ascomycota, Eurotiomycetes, Eurotiales, Aspergillaceae. The transcript is spliced from 10 exons. Gene Ontology annotation, biological process: amino acid transmembrane transport. Gene Ontology annotation, molecular function: amino acid transmembrane transporter activity. The record is from RefSeq and is a predicted model, not a curated record.
AUUCACGUCACAUUGGGGUUCCCCACAGCCCCAACGCGCUGUCUGGGGUCCUUAGUUGAGCUAAUCAUGGUCAACCCAAUGGGAGAUUUGCACCUCUGGUACCAGUCAUCAUCAGACCAAAUGUUCCUAUGCAUAUGAGGUUGUGGUGCCAGGCACUCCGGUCGCUCAGGCCAUUCCGUCUUCCUCACCUGGAAGGCUCGCUAGGCCCCUUUUUUGUCCCUCGUCGUGAUCCUUUCACUCCUGUCAGUGAUUUAUUGAUGGGUUUUUAAUGACUGGUUUCCCUCAAUCAUCCAUCGGAUUCGUUUGAGCGCCCUAGAGAGUACUUACUACUGUUAAUCCUCAUUGAGCAUCCUAGACGAUAUACGUACACUAUACACCAUGGCACAUAGCUCGAUCGAUCAAGUGGAAGAUCCUCCCACCUAUAGUCGCGAGAAGAAAAAUGAAAAUGGGGAAACGCCGCCGAUGUAUGACGAUCCAUUUGGGGAUGAAGAAUUCGCAGAGGUGAAAUAUCGUACCUUGCGCUGGUGGCAAUGUGGAAUGAUCAUGAUCGCCGAGACUAUUUCGCUGGGCAUUUUAUCACUCCCUUCGGCCAUGGCGGCGCUCGGCCUUGUUCCGGCUGUGAUACUGAUCAUAGGCCUUGGCUUGGUAGCUACGUACACAGGAUACGUUCUCGGCCAGUUCAAGCUGCGAUAUCCCCAUGUGCAUAGUAUGGCGGAUGCUGGUGAAAUAUUGUUGGGCCGAUUUGGUCGCGAAUUGCUGGGCACUGCCCAGUUGGUCUUUUUGAUCUUUAUCAUGGGUAGUCAUAUCCUGACUUUCACUGUCAUGAUGAAUACUUUAACCAAGCAUGGUACUUGCUCCAUUGUGUUCGGGGUGGUCGGCUUAAUCCUGUCUUUCGUCUGCACUUUGCCACGGACACUGAAAAAGGUGUCCUGGCUAUCAAUUUCCUCAUUCAUCAGUAUCAUAGCGGCCGUUCUGAUCACCAUGAUCGCUAUUGGAAUCCAGCGACCAGGCGACGGACAUAUCGAUGUGACCGUCGAUACCAGUUUAUACAAGGGCUUUUUGGCUGUGACAAACAUCGUCUUCGCUUAUGCUGGCCACGUCGCUUUCUUUGGUUUUAUCUCUGAGAUGGAAACACCGACAGAUUAUCCCAAAACCCUGUAUCUGCUCCAGGCAACUGAUACAACCAUGUAUACCGUCACGGCUUUAGUCAUCUAUCGAUAUGGCGGCAAAGAUGUGUCAUCCCCCGCGCUGGGAUCGACUAGUCCAUUGGUCUCGAAAAUCGCCUACGGAAUCGCGAUUCCGACGAUCAUAAUUGCUGGCGUGAUCAACGGCCAUGUGGCGUGCAAGUAUAUAUACGUUCGCCUCUUCCGUAAUACAGAUCGCAUGCACAAGCGGAAUCUGGUGUCUAUAGGGUCAUGGAUUCUGAUCGGCUUGGUGCUGUGGACGCUCGCAUGGAUCAUUGCUGAGGCGAUCCCAGUAUUCAACAACCUGCUGAGUUUGAUAACCGCAUUAUUCGCCAGCUGGUUUACGUAUGGAAUGAGCGGCAUUUUCUGGCUUUUCAUGAACUGGGGCUAUUACACAUCUUCCCCACGGAAGAUGUUUUUGACUGUAGUGAAUUUGAUCAUUGUUGGCAUUGGUGGAUGCCUGUGCGGACUAGGAUUGUACGUAUCGGGCAAAGCCAUCCACGACGAUCCAAGCAACGCGAGUUUCUCCUGUGCUAACAAUGCCUGAUUGAUGGCUUUAUAACUUGGUUUAAGAUACGAUUGGAUGUUUAUAUCACGACUUGCUGUGACAAAC